This is a messenger RNA of Emiliania huxleyi CCMP1516, 1044 nucleotides long. RefSeq lists its product as hypothetical. The transcript has 2 exons. Gene Ontology annotation, molecular function: glycosyltransferase activity. The coding region runs from base 1 to 1044 and encodes 347 amino acids. Lineage: Eukaryota; Haptophyta; Isochrysidales; Noelaerhabdaceae. The record is from RefSeq and is a predicted model, not a curated record.
AUGAAGCUCAACCCGAAAGAGGUCGGGACGGAGCGGGAUCAGUCAGAUAGGUUUUGGCGUCAGUAUGCCCCUGACGAGUGGCGGCAGAAUGGCUGGAGAAUCACCCGCCCGCUGGCGGGGGUGCCUUUUCUUCUCACCAUCAAGGACUACACCGUGGGUGUACGCGGACCGCACGGGUGCGAGCCCACCUACGUCGAUUGCCUCGUCGACCAAAACAACUCGUUUAGCCCAGUCCACUUUCCGCACGCUGCCGAGGCGCAGUUUGCGUGCUGGUCACUUUUUCGCCAGCACCCGACACUGCAUCCGCGGUUCAUCCUUGGCAGAGGCACGCAAUUCAGCAGCGCUCCAUGGACUGAGGCGUUGUGGGCCCUGAUGGAGGUCGAGCGGCACAUGGUGGAACAGAGACGCGGCCCACAGGGCUGCGCCGUCAUCGGCCAGCGGCGCAACCGGAACAGCGGGUGGCUCGGCAGCGAGCAGUCGUGGUUCAUAGCCCGCAGCGACGCGGGCGAGCUGCAGCAACGCCUUUUCAAGCGUUCGGCUCCAGAGCGGGGCAUCGUCAAGGUGGGCCUGAUCAAUCGGGCCGGUUCGCGCCGGGUCGUGAACGCGGACCUGCUUGCAGCACGGCUAAUCCGCACGCUGGCGAGGCACAACCUUUCGCGCUCGUACUCGCUCAGCCACAUCAACGACCUGGGCGACUUUUCGUUUGAGGAGCAGGCCCACUGGGUGCACGAGAAGGACGUGAUCAUCGCACCGCACGGCGCGCAAAAUACCAACUUUGUGUGGGCGCGCCGCUGCACAUCGAUCCUCGAGAUCUACCCCGCAAACUACUUCAUCCCGGGCCUUUACCUGCAGUUGGCGAGAGCCGCCGGGGCAGUCAUAUUUGCGGCGCAUCAAGGCCGGCAGGACAUGAGCAAGGUCUUCAAUUACCGCCUCCGGCGUGCCGUGCGCUCGAGAAACAUAUUUUUUGACGUUGAGGCGGCUGCUUCGACGCUGAAGCUGAUGCUCGACGCGAGGCUGCAAUGCCUGGGCUCGGUCGAAAUGUGA